Molecule: messenger RNA, 2019 nt
Organism: Vespa mandarinia (Asian giant hornet)
Lineage: Eukaryota; Metazoa; Arthropoda; Insecta; Hymenoptera; Vespidae
Product: nuclear RNA export factor 1
Biological process (GO): poly(A)+ mRNA export from nucleus
Cellular component (GO): nucleus
Molecular function (GO): protein binding; RNA binding
Source: RefSeq, a predicted model, not a curated record
UCAGAACAUUUAUUAAUCGUUAUCAUUAAUUAUGUUUAUGUUAAUAUCUUCUUCUUUAAUAUUAUAUCGUACAUUCAAAUAUUAUAUUGAUUAUGUUGUUACGGGAUGGUGGCAUUAACUGAUUCAAAAUGUCUUAUCCGAAAGAAAUAUCUUACAAUAAAAAAUUAUGAAUUAUUAUAAAAACAAUGAUUAAAAAAAAAGAUAAUUAGAAUUAUGAAUUGAAUUAGGAACUUAUUGGUAUUUUUUCAAGAAAAUUGUAAACAGGAUCAAUAGUUAUAUAUAUAUAUAUAUAUAUAUAUAUAUAUAUAUAUAUAUCAAUAUUGAACAAAGAUAUUGCCAUUAAUAUUAUGCUAUUGAUUUGACAAGAAAUCAAGCAAUAUGCAAAGAAAUUUGGGAUGUUCACGUACUCGUACUCUAGAUUCUUCUGUGGCCAUGAAAUUGACCAUGGGUCAAAAUUCUAUGUUCCAAGAACGGCUACUAAUGGAAAAUCCAAAUUUGUGGCAUGAGUUUAAAGUUAUUAGAGGUGCACAGUAUAACAAGGAAGAAGUAUUAAAAGCUAUAUUGAAUUCUAUAAAGCCUAUAUAUUUGUUACCAGUGAAAUAUCAAGUGCGUGGCGAAGACUCAUAUUUUAUAGCUAAAAAUUGUGGGCCUGCUAUAGAGAAACUAUGCAGAUCUAGUUUAAUUAUUAAAAAUCCACAUGGUAAUCCUCUGAUUUUGACAAUAGUGUUGGGUUUUGCCCCGGUCCAGGAUUUAAAUGUUAAUAUUCAACCACUUCUUCUAACUACUCUGACAAGAAGGUAUGAUUCUAAUACAAAAUCAUUAGAUUUGGAAGCAUUUCAUAAGGAUUUAGAUUUGUCUAAAUCCAUUUAUUGUCCUUUGUCUCAAAUAACAAACUUGGAACAUGUAUUAAAAGUGGCAAAGAAAACAGUGGCCACAUUCGAACAUUUAAAUUUAAAGCAUAAUGAAUUAUACACAUUGGAUGCAAUGCAAUCUUUAGAUUUAAUCUCUUUAAAAUAUAUAGAUCUAAGGUACAAUAGUUUAAUGAACAUGAAAGAUCUUGGGGCCUUAAAAAAUUUAACAAUUGUGAAACUUUGGUUGGAUGGUAAUCCAUUAUGUGAAAAUUAUUCUAGUGCAAAACAAUAUAUAAACUCUGUGAAGGCACAUUGCCCACAUAUAAUUCAGUUAGAUGGUGUAUCUAUAUCUGUUUCUGAUAUGCCAUUAAUAUACAAUAAUUAUUUCAAAGAUAGUACAAAACAAGAACUUGUAUAUCAAUUUGUUACACAUUUUUUCAAUUUAUACGAUCAAGGAGAUAGAACGCUUUUGAGAGGAUUAUAUGAUAAACAUGCUUUUUACUCUUUCAGUUUUAGUAUUCCAUUUUCUAUCGCACAUAAAAGAAAAUUAGUGCAAUUUACUACAAAUAGAAAUAUUUUAAAAAUAACAGAUCCUAAUAAAAGGGAUAAAUUUUUAUAUUAUGGAGAAGAUAAUGUAUUAAAUGCUCUAAAAACAUUACCAAAGACUUAUCAUGAUAAAAACUCAUUUCAAUAUGAUCUGAUAUAUGAUGACAAUGAAUGUAUAGCCAUAUCUAUUUCUGGAUUGUUUAAGAAUAUUGGUAGUGAUCCUCAAGUUCUGUCAUUUAAUAGAACUUUUAUUUUAUCAGUUAGACCUGACAAUGAAUAUAUUAUUACAAAUGAUCAAUAUAACAUUGGUGAUGCUCCAGAUAAUAAAUCUUUAACUAAUAUAGAUAGUACAGUAUCCAAUGAGGAUUUUAUACCUGAAUGUUUUAGCUCAACAGAGAAAUUUGAAAUAAUUACAAAAUUUGGGCAAAUAACUAAAUUAACCAAAGAAUGGUGUAAAACAUAUUUGAAUAAGACAAACUGGGAUAUGCGAAAAAGUAUUCAAAAUUUUAUAAAAGAUUUGAAAAGCAAUACUGUACCGCAAGAAGCUUUUAAAAUAUAAAAUAUAAAUUCUCGCUUAUGAAAACAUAUAUAUUUUAUAUAUAAUACAGUUUUACUAUAUUUU